Molecule: messenger RNA, 2023 nt
Organism: Nannospalax galili (Upper Galilee mountains blind mole rat)
Lineage: Eukaryota; Metazoa; Chordata; Mammalia; Rodentia; Spalacidae
Gene: Impact
Product: impact RWD domain protein
Exons: 11
Coding region: 94-1047 (317 amino acids)
Biological process (GO): regulation of translational initiation
Cellular component (GO): cytoplasm
Molecular function (GO): protein binding
Source: RefSeq, a predicted model, not a curated record
GCAGCCCGCGUGCCCUCGCCACUACGGCUCCCGCCCCCCUGCUCGCUCUCCGGACCUGGGCGGUCUGUGGCCGCGCGGCCGCUGCGGGUCCCCAUGGCCGAGGGGGACGCAGGGAGCGACCAGAGGCAGAAUGAGGAAAUUGAAGCAAUGGCAGCCAUUUAUGGCGAGGAAUGGUGCGUCAUUGAUGACUGUGCCAAGAUAUUUUGUAUUAGAAUUAGCGACGAUAUCGAUGACCCCAAAUGGACACUUUGCUUGCAGGUGAUGUUGCCACGUGAAUACCCAGGUACAGCUCCACCUAUUUAUCAACUGAAUGCUCCUUGGCUGAAAGGGCAAGAACGUGCAGAUUUAUCAAACAGCCUUGAGGAAAUAUAUAUACAGAAUAUUGGUGAAAGUAUUCUUUACCUGUGGGUAGAGAAAAUAAGAGAUGUUCUGAUACAGAAAUCUCAGAAAACAGAGCCAGGCCCAGAUAUAAAAAAGAAAACUGAAGAGGAAGACAUCAAAUGCGAAGAUGAUCUCAUUUUAGAAUGUCAGCCAGAAAAUCCAGUUAAAGCUUUGGAUUUUGCUAUUAGUGAGCAUGAACCAGAAAUAGAAGAGUUACCGCCAAUUGAUCAUGGCGUUCCUAUUACAGACCGAAGAAGUACAUUUCAGGCACACUUGGCUCCAGUGGUUUGUCCUCAACAGGUGAAAAUGGUUCUUGCCAAAUUGUAUGAGAAUAAGAAAAUAGCCAGUGCCACCCACAAUAUCUAUGCCUAUCGAAUAUAUUGUGAGGAUAAACAGACCUUCUUGCAGGACUGUGAGGAUGAUGGGGAAACAGCAGCUGGGGGCCGUCUUCUUCAUCUCAUGGAGAUCCUGAAUGUGAAGAACGUCAUGGUGGUGGUCUCACGCUGGUAUGGAGGGAUUCUGCUAGGACCAGAUCGCUUCAAACAUAUCAACAACUGUGCCAGAAAUAUACUAGUGGAGAAGAACUUUACAAGUUCACCUGAGGAAUCGUCUAAGAGUUUGGGAAAGAAAAAAGUGAAAAAAGAUAAGAGGAGGAGUGAACAUUGACACCUGAACCUGCAUGAAAGGUUAAUUUGCCCUCAGUUACAUACACAUUCCAUAGUAGUCGAGGAAUGUGUGAAGAGCGUCAUUGACUGCUCAAGCCAGCUGACUCAUCAUGGACACCAGCAUUCUGUGUUCUUCUUUGGUUAUAUCAUCUGCCAAAAUAGAGAGCUUGUGAUAUGUCCACCUGUUUCAGGCUUAUUUGGGAGGACUAAUUUGAGCUUAAUCAGUACAUCAUAUAAUUUUAGGGAGCUAGCAGUUGCUGAGGGUAGGCUCUGAGUUAACUGUGCAUUUCAGUACAUGUUAAGUGCCUUUGUUAGGUGGGGAAGAAAUAGUCCUCUUUAGAGGACUAUAAAUACCUGAUUUCUUGUCCUAGAAAUUCUUAUACUGUUAAAUGAACAUAGCCCUUUACUGCUCUCUAUGGUUAUUGGAGGAGAGGCUCAUUGAAGACUAAUCUUGGAGAGUUUUCUUAUGAUUUCAGCUCAUAAAUAUGUCACUUUUCAUUUUAUAAUGCUCAUCAUGGAGUAAUAGAGUAAGUGAAAAUCCAGGAGUAUCCAUCUGUGAUCAUGUCCCAAGGUGAUAAUUCUAACAUAUUUGCUAGCCCAAGUGUUAUGUCUCAAUUUCAGUUGCAAAUUGGUGAUCUUGAAAUUCAAAAAGUGAUUUUCUAAUCUGUCUUUGUGUGUUUAAUUCUUGUGAUGUAAAACAGUGAACACUAAGUGUCAGCAGUCCCUCCAUCCCUAACAUGCUAAGUUAAUGUGUGCAGUACCCUGGUAUCUUUUGAACAACCUGGAAGUGCUUUGUCGUGUUCUUCACUGAGAAAUUAGAACUUUUGCAAGCUGUGCUGUGGUUAGUGCCAUGUGUAGAACCGGGAUAAAGGUGGUGGAAUGCGGAAUGCCUCUGGUGUAAGGUGAGAAUUGCUAUAAAGUUGAUACACACUUCCCCCCGGGAACCCAAACGAAAUUUUUUUUUUUUUUUUUUUUUU